Monopterus albus (swamp eel) is the source of this 3429-nucleotide messenger RNA. RefSeq names its product iroquois homeobox 2a (gene irx2a). The record is from RefSeq and is a predicted model, not a curated record. Gene Ontology annotation, molecular function: RNA polymerase II cis-regulatory region sequence-specific DNA binding; DNA-binding transcription factor activity, RNA polymerase II-specific. Gene Ontology annotation, cellular component: nucleus. Bases 259 to 1797 code for a protein of 512 amino acids. The transcript has 3 exons. NCBI's taxonomy places the organism in Eukaryota, Metazoa, Chordata, Actinopteri, Synbranchiformes, Synbranchidae. Gene Ontology annotation, biological process: cell development; neuron differentiation; regulation of transcription by RNA polymerase II.
UACUAAAAACAUCGGACGCUAGGGGAUCAAGACGCAUGCCACAUUGCCUCUAUGUGGGCACCUUAACAGAUCUUUCGGGGUUUUUUUUCCCAGUAAGGGGGCUGUGGAGGGAGGACUUUUUUUUUAUUCUCAAUGUCUGACUGUUUGCACGGCUGAUUAUUGAGCUGAUUGUUUAUUAUUUUGGCUGUUGUUGCUCGCCGCCCUGCGCGCUUUUCUUCCUCCCUCUUUUGGAAUCGGCGACCUAUACCGUGCUAACCAAUGUCCUAUCCUCAGGGUUACCUCUACCAGCCCCCGGGCUCACUGGCUCUUUAUUCGUGUCCGGCUUACGGGGCCUCGGCUCUGGCUGCCCCGCGUAAUGAAGACUUGGCGAGGUCGUCCUCUGGCUCAGCCUUCAGCCCUUAUCCUGGAUCGGCUGCUUUCUCCGCCUCGGCCGGUGCAGGCUUCUCCAGUCCACUGUCAUACUCAACGGAUCCAACUACGGGAUUCCCAACCUAUAUGAGCUCCCCAUACGAUGCGCACACGACAGGAAUGGCUGGAGCAUUAAGUUACCACCCAUACGGGAGUCCAGGGUACCCCUACCAACUCAACGACCCGGCUUACCGCAAAAACGCCACCAGGGACGCCACGGCCACCCUGAAGGCCUGGCUGCAGGAACACAGGAAGAACCCGUACCCGACGAAAGGGGAGAAGAUCAUGUUGGCUAUUAUUACCAAGAUGACCCUGACGCAGGUCUCCACGUGGUUCGCCAAUGCCAGGCGGAGGCUCAAGAAGGAGAACAAGAUGACCUGGGCGCCCAGGAAUAAGAGUGAAGACGAGGAUGAGGAGGACGGGGACGGGGAAAGGAAAGAGGUGGAGCGCUCUGAGAAAACCUUGGAUAACAGCGAGGCUUCAGCGGAGGAUGAAGGUAUCAGCUUGCAUGUGGACACCCUGACGGACCACUCCUGCUCGGCAGAGUCUGAUGGGGAGAAGGCCACCUGUCGUGUGGGAGACCUGGGCUCUGACCAAGCUGGAGAGAAAUGCGACGAAGACGGCGAGGACCAGAACCAUGACGCACGGGUUCAGCUUUCGCCCAAACCUGUUACGUCGUCGCCUCUAACAGGAGUAGAAGCGCCAGUCCUCAGUCAUCACCAACACCAUCACCACCACCACCACCUCCACCAUCUCCACCACUUCCACAGCCAGCGUGAGGAUUUGGCCCGGAGCCUCGUCAGUAGCAACAAUAUUAACAGCAGUAAAUCGUCUUCAUGCCUUGAUAGCAGACCUUCUUCUGGAGCGCCUCAGAACCCGACAGUCAAACCCAAAUUAUGGUCGCUGGCGGAGAUUGCUACCUCGGACCAAAAGCAACAAAACCAACUGGGGCAGCCUGGGCAAACAAAUUGCCCCUCCUCCAGCGGUGGCCUCCUCACUCCCCCUACGCCUUCCGCCACCUCCCCGGGUGCCAGUUCCCCCUCCCUCUACCCGGCCCCCUCCAUCCUUGGAAGACCUAUUUAUUACACUUCUCCCUUUUAUAGCAGUUACACAAACUAUGGCAACUUCAGCCCCCUGCAGGGCCAAGGGAUCCUGCGGUACACUAAUUCAUCUGGAGUGAGUCUGGCCGCUGCCGCCGCCGCCGCCGCUGCUGCUGCUGCAAACGACGGUCUGAGCUCCUCUCACCAGGCUCUGGAGGCGAGCACAAACCCCAAACACAGGCCAGACUCUCCCCUCGUUAAAAAUAACCAAAACCAGAUUGUUGCUGUCGAGCAACAGCAGCAACAGCACUUCAGGCCCGCAAAUUUAGAAGCAAAGAAAGGUACGUAAUAGGUCUAUCAUUAGGCGGUGACCUGCUACUAAAACGAUCACAAUUUUGAAAACGUAUUUAUUCUAGUGCUGAAUCCUAAAGUCGCAUUUUCCUUAAACAACAGAUGGAAAACGUUUCACGGUGGAAGUAGAACGAGUUUACUUGUUUCAAAUGCAAAUGAGCUUUUGCCCCCACUGGAUGACCUUGCUGCUUUUGAUUUGGUCCAAGAAAAAUAAGGCUUUCCCGAGCAACCUUGAGUGAGAAACACGUGGGAUAGUCUGACACGAUUUGCAGAUUUUCACUUGCUUUAAGAUAAAUACGAUUUUAGUUCCCAAUGUGAGACGAAAUGCCUACUUAAGAUGGAACUUGUUACACCGCAGUCUAAGCAAAUGAGCGUGUACUCUGGUCUAUAAUUCGUUUUCAAUGCAGUUCAUUCCCAGAAAUAAUCGAUUUGUAGUUGCUCUCAUUUAAAAAAAAACAACUAUAUACAUAAUUUGGUUUGUCUGAAUGUAACAAUCAAGUAAGUGAUGACGGGAUUUAAAUUGGCUCGCUCUGGAAACCAGUAGGGCCAUAAUGAUACAAACCUACUGCAAACAAAUGUGCAAGAGGACACCCACAGACAGACAUUAAAAUAAGACCACGGAGGACAGGUUUCAACCACGCGCACAGACAUGCACGUACACACACAAUGGCAGCGUGUGAAUCCAAUAACCAGAGAAAUGUUGCCAUAGCUUUGAGCAGGAAUCCUAUUUUUACUGUUUCCUCUGAUAUGUGUGCAUGUGUGCACAGUGUGCCCCAAACCUUAUCUUUCAGCUUAGGAUAAUUAUAAUUUCACAGGAUCAGCCAAAAGCAAACAAAUCAGUUAGUCUGCUCUGCAUUCAGCGUGCAACUUUACAUCUUCAAAUUUCAUUUAGGUGGUCGUGGUGGUUACUUUCCUUACGCAGUUCAAAGCUUUGACUGCACGAAGUUUUUUUUUAAUACUGGCAAUUAUUAGGCAGGGGGAACUUUAAUAAGCACUUGCAGUACAGAGCUGUUUUAGUUGAACCCAUACUGGCAUACUUUUUUCUGCUGUUGUGGAGGGAGUUGAUCAUUUUAACGUGUGGGAUUUUUAUUUCCAUGGUCUGCAGGUAGGUGUCACAAUUGCUUUGACCAUAAAGCGAGAAAGGACACCACCUUUUAGCCUCAUGUUUUAACCCCAUAACCUUUACACCAAACCGGAUCUAGUGCCACCAUAUAGUCAGAAUCAAAGCUGCUACCGCUUCCUAAGCUACACACAGGCUGAGAUACUCUCCAGCACACAUUUGUGAGAUUAUCACUGCAUUGUUUCACUUGUUUUGUUUGGAUGCAUUGUGGAUAAUAAUUUUAAGGUUUGAAAAAAUAUCUCCCAUUAUAUGUGAUUUACAUGUUGUUUCUCAGGUUAGUUUGCUUAUUUGCCAUGGCAUAUGAUUUUAGUUUAUAUUUACGCGUGGAAACAUAAUUUGGCCUUUCUGUGAAACCGUAUUUGUAAAAGGAGGUGUCUUGAGACGCAAGACGGACAGAACUGGAGUGAACUUGAGGACUUCAAAGUGGAAUAGCCUACAUUUGAUAUUUAUUUUUUUAAAUGAUAGCGCAACGAUGCCUAUAAUUUAUGCAAGUUGUAUUGCAAAAAAUAU